AUGCACAUAAUACUGUCAGUUUCUCAUAGUCAGAGUAGGAAGGAAAACACUGAAGUCAAAGAAUUGAUUUUACCAACUGCGUUAUGCAACCUGGUAUUUGUUCCCUCCUUAUACAGAAUUUGGUUGUUUCUUGAUACAAAAUAUUUGCUGUGUGACAUUUGUCAAGCUAGUCUCAUUUGCUUUCAAUCAAAAUUCAAUUGCGUUAAAAUCAAUUGGCUAAAUAAACCUGAUUUUGGUUUUCACAUCACUGAGGAACGAAGCUGCUCUUCUCUUGCAUCAAGAAUUGCGGCUGGUUUACUUAAUCAGUUUUUGUCAUUUGAAGAUGUUAAUGACCCAUGGAAAGGGUUAUUGAAAUACGAUCCUUUUUGUAGAACUCGCGCAAAAAGGCAGGAUAAGAUUACUUUAGAGAAAGAUUUAAAUUACAAUGUCAAAGUAUUUUGCAUUUUACAUCCACUCCGAUUCUUAAGUAAUUUAAUUUUACGCAAUAAACUGCAUCUAAGAUGGGAUCCGAAUAGAUUUCUCGUUGUUCGAUUUUCCAAAAUAAAAGUGCUGUUAAAAUUACUUAUUAUCAUGUCAUUGACAACAUGCUUUCUUUGGUCUUCUAUGGAAAACCGUAAUUUCCUUUAUUUGGAAUUAGGGUUAAAACAGGACAAUUUUCUGCAUAGCAGUUUCCUUUUUUUAAAAGAAUCAGAAACUACAAGAUAUCAUAAAUGUGAGAAGUCAUUUGUUGAAUAUAAAAGAGAAUGUAUCUGGAUUCAAGUAUUGAAUCCAUGCAAAGCUGAAGACUAA
Molecule: messenger RNA, 789 nt
Organism: Echinococcus granulosus
Lineage: Eukaryota; Metazoa; Platyhelminthes; Cestoda; Cyclophyllidea; Taeniidae
Exons: 6
Coding region: 1-789 (262 amino acids)
Source: RefSeq, a predicted model, not a curated record